AUGUCCUACCCGCAGGGCUACUUGUACCAGCCGUCCGCCUCGCUGGCGCUCUACUCGUGCCCGGCGUACAGCACCAGCGUCAUCUCGGGGCCCCGCACGGAUGAGCUCGGCCGCUCGUCGUCGGGCUCCGCGUUCUCGCCCUACGCCGGCUCCACCGCCUUCACGGCGCCCUCGCCGGGCUACAACUCGCACCUCCAGUACGGUGCCGACCCCGCGGCAGCUGCCGCCGCCGCCUUCUCUUCGUACGUGGGCUCUCCCUACGAUCACACCCCGGGCAUGGCAGGCUCCUUGGGGUACCACCCCUACGCGGCGCCCCUGGGCUCGUACCCGUACGGGGACCCCGCGUACCGGAAGAACGCCACGCGAGACGCCACCGCCACGCUCAAGGCCUGGCUGAACGAGCACCGCAAGAACCCCUACCCCACCAAGGGCGAGAAGAUCAUGCUGGCCAUCAUCACCAAGAUGACCCUCACCCAGGUGUCCACCUGGUUCGCCAACGCGCGCCGGCGCCUCAAGAAGGAGAACAAGAUGACGUGGACGCCGCGGAACCGCAGCGAGGACGAGGAGGAGGAGGAGAACAUCGACCUGGAGAAGAACGACGAAGAUGAGCCCCAGAAGCCCGAGGACAAGGGAGACUCCGAGGGCCCCGAAGCAGGAGGAGCGGAGCAGAAGGCGGCUUCGGGCUGCGAGCGGCUGCAGGGGCCGCCCACUCCCGCCGGCAAGGAGACGGAGGGCAGCCUCAGCGACUCGGAUUUUAAGGAGCCGCCAUCCGAGGGCCGUCUAGACGCUCUGCCUGCGCCCCCCCGCGCCGGCGGGCCCUCCCCGGCCGGGCCAGCGGCCGCGCGGCUGGCGGAGGACCCGGCCCCUCACUACCCCUCGGGCGCGCCGGCUCCGGGCCCGCACCCAGCCGCGGGAGAGCUGCCCCCCGGUCCCGGCGGGCCCUCGGUCAUACACUCGCCGCCGCCGCCGCCGCCGCCGCAGGCGGUGCUCGCCAAGCCCAAACUGUGGUCUCUGGCAGAGAUCGCCACAUCCUCGGACAAGGUCAAGGACGGGGGCGGCGGGAGCGAAGGCUCUCCAUGCCCACCGUGCCCCGGGCCGGUGGCGGGCCAAGCCUUAGGAGGCAGCCGCGCGUCGCCGGCCCCGGCGCCACCGCGCUCCCCCUCGGCGCAGUGUCCCUUUCCAGGCGGGACCGUGCUGUCCCGGCCUCUCUACUACACGGCGCCCUUCUAUCCCGGCUACACGAACUAUGGCUCCUUCGGACACCUUCACGGCCACCCAGGGCCAGGGCCAGGCCCCACAACCGGUCCGGGCUCGCAUUUCAAUGGAUUAAACCAGACCGUGUUGAACCGAGCGGACGCUUUGGCUAAAGACCCGAAAAUGUUGCGGAGCCAGUGCCAGCUAGAUCUGUGCAAAGACUCUCCCUAUGAAUUGAAGAAAGGUAUGUCCGACAUUUAACGCGGGCUGCGUCGGUCCCGGACUUUGCUAAUUUAUUAAAAAAAACAUGGCCUUGGCAGUUAUUUUUCCAUCACCAAGAGAGAGAAACAAA
Molecule: messenger RNA, 1546 nt
Organism: Hyaena hyaena (striped hyena)
Lineage: Eukaryota; Metazoa; Chordata; Mammalia; Carnivora; Hyaenidae
Gene: IRX5
Product: iroquois homeobox 5
Exons: 3
Coding region: 1-1455 (484 amino acids)
Biological process (GO): neuron differentiation; regulation of transcription by RNA polymerase II; cell development
Cellular component (GO): nucleus
Molecular function (GO): DNA-binding transcription factor activity, RNA polymerase II-specific; RNA polymerase II cis-regulatory region sequence-specific DNA binding
Source: RefSeq, a predicted model, not a curated record